Neodiprion fabricii is the source of this 1049-nucleotide messenger RNA. Its product is annotated as chymotrypsin-1-like. Bases 70 to 834 code for a protein of 254 amino acids. Lineage: Eukaryota; Metazoa; Arthropoda; Insecta; Hymenoptera; Diprionidae. Gene Ontology annotation, biological process: proteolysis. The record is from RefSeq and is a predicted model, not a curated record. Gene Ontology annotation, molecular function: serine-type endopeptidase activity. The transcript is spliced from 5 exons.
CUCCGAUCACGGUAUAUAACAAGACACCAACCCCACGAUACCAAAACCUCUCGACGAACGGCCGUGAUAAUGGGUGUUCAGCUGCCGUUCUUCCUGCUCGUCCUGGUUGCCGGAGUCUCGACAUCCGCAAUCCAUGAUCCCGAAACCAGGAUCGUCGGUGGCGCGGAGGCAGUGCUCAGCGAAUUUCCGUGGCAAGUUUCCCUGCGACGGCUGUUGGGUCGUCAUUUCUGUGGAGGAGCUUUGAUAUCGACGACCAAGGUACUGACCGCCGCUCACUGCGUCGAUUCCCGAACGGCCGAUGAAGUGAACGUCGUCACGGGGACGAUCAGCCUGGCUCGGGGCGGCCAAUACCACGGAGUUACCCACAUCGUCUACCACGAGAACUAUGUCGAGGGUUCGGAAUACUCCUGGCGAUACGACAUAGCGAUUCUCACGCUGGCCACUGAAGCGACGGUUUCCGAGACCCAGUACCCGGUGAACAUCGGGACGACGCAGAUCGCCGGAAACACCUCGGCUAUUACCAGCGGAUGGGGAAGGACGGUUUAUCCCGGAGUCGCACUUCCGACGAUCCUCCAAAAGUUCAACCUCACCGUUCUAUCCAACGAGGAUUGCCAGGAUUAUCACACUCUGACGAUAUACGACGACCACAUCUGCGCCAUGUCCGAGUACGGUCAAGGCGUCUGCAGUGGUGACAGCGGUGGAGCUCUGGUCGUUGACGGAGCCGUCGUCGGCAUAACUUCCUGGGUGAGACCCUGCGGCAUCGGAUAUCCCGACGUUUACACGAGGGUUUCGUCCUACGCCGACUGGAUCGAGGCGCACAUAAACGACGCGUGAUAGACAGCCGCGUGUGCUUGAAUCUUCGGGAAAGCUCGAGAGAUACCGAAAAUGGUUUAGAUCGUUCCAGACCAAACAUAGCUACUAUAAUAUUUUCAAAAUUGUUAAAAGAAACAGAAGACCAAGCUACUUAAAUUGUACUCAAAGCAAAGAUACGCCGCGAGUGUUAUCAUCGUUUAUCAUCAAUAAUAGUAAAUAUAUCAUGUAUAAGACUA